GUCCGGCGGCCACCUGCAGCUGAUGCGGCCGCUGGUGCCCUGACUGGCGGGGCCGGGGAGCAUCAUGAUGCCCCUGCCCGGGUCCCUGGUGGCCAGCCUACUACGGUUUUUGUUCCUGGGGCUGAGCGCUGUCGCUCAGGCCAAGCUGACGAUCCACGGGCCCGCCGAGUUCACACAGCUGCAGGCGGUGGAGGGCGGGGAGGUGGUGCUGCCCGCCUCCUACUCUCUGGACGGGGUCGUGUCUGUGCUCCACCCUGGGGAGAUGCCGGUCGUGAUCUGGUUCAAGGAGCAGGAAGGGAGACAUCUGAGCCAGGUGCUGGCCUACAUCAAUGGGGCUGUGUCCAGCAAACCGAGGGUGUCCCUGGCCCACACCAUGCCUUCCCGAAAUGUGUCCUUGCGGCUGCGGGACCUCCGGGAGGAGGAUUCUGGCUCCUACGUGUGCACCGUGAAUGUGGGAGACACUGCCGGCUCCAACUUGGCCCACAGCAGCAAAACCCUGGAGCUGACCGUGCUAGUUCCUCCAGCGCCUCCGUCCUGCCACCUCAUGGGCAUGCCCCAUGUGGGUGGCAAUGUGACCCUGAGCUGCCAGUCCCCGAGGAGUAAGCCUACUGCCAAGUACCGGUGGAUGCAGCUGCCCCCGUUCAAACAGGUUUUCUACUCACCGGUUUUAGAUGAGAUUCAAGGCUCCUUAAGUCUCACCAACCUCUCGGCUACCAGGUCUGGAGUGUAUGUCUGCACGGCCCGCAAUGAGGUGGGCAGUGCUCAGUGCAACGUCACCCUGGCGGUGAGCACAGGGCCCGGGGCUUCUGUGGUGGCCGGCGCAGUCGUGGGCACACUGGUCGGGCUUGGGCUGCUGGCUGGGCUAGUCCUCCUGUACCAACGCAGCGGCAAGGCCCUGGAGGAGCCGGCCAAUGACAUCAAGGAGGAUGCCGUCGCUCCCCGGACCCUGCCCUGGCCCAAGGGCUCAGACACAGUCUCCAAGAAUGGGACUCUGUCCUCGGUCACCUCAGCACGUGCCCUCCGGCCCCCCCCUGGUCCUCUCAGGCCUGGUGCCCUGACCCCCACACCCAGUCUUUCCAGCCAGGCCCUUCCUUCACCACGACCGUCCAGGACAAAUGGGGCCCACCCGCGGCCAGCGUCCCCGGGCCCCGGUGGGGUGUCCCCCUCUGCCCUGAGCCGCAUGGGUGCUACGCCCCUGAUGGUUCCCGCCCAGAGCCAGGCUGGGUCUCUGGUGUGAGGUCUGGCCACGUACUGGCCCAACCAGGUGGCCUGCAACGGUCACCCGCACAGGGCUGAGUCCUGCCCCAGCCACUCUGCCCUCCAGUCCUCUGCCCCACAUGUCACUCUGGGAAGACUCAGGAAGACCUAACUGUCCAGGAGCCGAAGGAGGGGCUGAGAUGCGGAGGGGUGCCACCUCUGCUACUCCCCGGGAAGCAGCCAGUUGUCCCCCGGGUGCCUCGGGGUGACCUGUACCACCUCCUCCUGCGUCAACACACCUGCCCUGCUGGCUUGGUUGGGUCUGCUGGGGCAGGAGAUAAGGAAGAUAGUUUAAAACUAACGUGAAGUACGUGUUUUUGUCCUCAUUUUACAAAUGCCAAUAAAUAUGCAUUGUGUUUAUAUGGAACAAGAAUUAAACCUUUUCAAACAA
Tupaia belangeri chinensis (Chinese tree shrew) is the source of this 1648-nucleotide messenger RNA. It is a transcript of the gene ESAM, whose product is annotated as endothelial cell adhesion molecule. Lineage: Eukaryota; Metazoa; Chordata; Mammalia; Scandentia; Tupaiidae. Gene Ontology annotation, cellular component: plasma membrane; adherens junction. The record is from RefSeq and is a predicted model, not a curated record. Gene Ontology annotation, molecular function: cell-cell adhesion mediator activity. Gene Ontology annotation, biological process: homophilic cell-cell adhesion. The transcript has 8 exons. Bases 65 to 1237 code for a protein of 390 amino acids.